This is a messenger RNA of Vigna umbellata (rice bean), 1764 nucleotides long. RefSeq names its product alcohol acyltransferase 9-like. Lineage: Eukaryota; Viridiplantae; Streptophyta; Magnoliopsida; Fabales; Fabaceae. Gene Ontology annotation, molecular function: acyltransferase activity, transferring groups other than amino-acyl groups. The record is from RefSeq and is a predicted model, not a curated record.
GAGCAUGAUCCGUUUUUCUUCCUUGGACACACAUUCAAAAUAAUACACCCUCUGCUUCCACUCACUUUUUCAUUCAAUCAUCGUCUUCUUCUAUUUUAUCUUUUCUCUUUCCUUCACUCUCUUCAAUUCUUCCCAUAUGCAUCGUAAUAGUAAUCAUUAUGGAAGCCCCUGAUUGUAUGUAUCGUGGUGAAGCAUUGAGCAUUCCUCCAAGCGCUCCUACCCCAAAACAUUCUCUCUAUCUGUCCAAUCUCGACGACCAAAACUUCCUAAGGUUUUCCAUCAAAUACUUGUACCUCUUCAACAAGUCCUUGAACUUGGAUGUGUUGAAGUCUUCUCUGGCCAGAGUUCUGGUGGAUUAUUACCCCUUGGCCGGUCGCUUGAGGACCGUCGAUCAUCAGAAGCUCGAGGUCGAUUGCAAUGGACAGGGUGCUCUCUUUGCCGAGGCUUUCACUCACACCACUCUUCAUCAACUUCUCGAAUCUUCCAAGACUCCAAACAAAUCUUGGAAGAAGUUCUUGUAUAAGGUCGAAGCUCACACUUUCGUCGAUGUUCCUCCUCUCGUAGUCCAGGUAACGAGGCUGGGUUGCGGGGGAAUGAUCCUGUGCACGGCGAUCAACCACUGCGUAUGCGACGGCAUAGGCACGUCUCAGUUUCUACACGCCUGGGCACAGCUCACGAAAAAGCCAGAAGCGGAAUUGACGAUCAUGCCCUUCCACUGGCGCCACGUGCUGAAACCCAGACACCCUGCGCAGGUAAAGUUCCGUCACGCGGGCUACACCGCACCAAACCCAACCCCUCAAGUGGACCUUCUAAAGUUCAUACAGUCACAGCCCUUGGUAGCCACAUCCUUCACCCUCACCCCCUCCCACGUCCUUCGCCUCAAGAAAGAGUGCGUCCCCUCCCUCAAGUGCACCUCCUUCGAAACCGUUGCGGCCCACACCUGGCGCUCUUGGAUUCGCUCGGUGGGCCAAUCCCUACCGUCCAAACUCACUGUGAAGCUCCUUUUCUCGGUCAACGUUAGAAGAACAGUUGACCUUCCGCAGGGGUAUUACGGGAACGGAUUCUUGCUAGCGUGCGCUGAGAGCAGCGUGGAGGACUUAGUGGACGGUAACCUGCGCCACGGAGUGAAACUUGUGCAGGAAGCUAAGGCGAGGUUGAAAGAGGAGGAGUACGUAAGGUCAAUGGUUGACCUGUUAGAGGACAAAACUGUAAAAACGGAUCUUUCGACGAGUUUAGUUAUUUCGCAGUGGUCUAGACUGGGGUUGGAAGAGGUGGAUUUUGGGGAAGGGAAACCUUUGCAUAUGGGUCCUUUGACCAGUGAUAUUUACUGCUUGUUCUUACCCGUCGCCGGUGACGCUAAUGCCGUCAGAGUGCUGCUGUCUGUCCCCGCGACCAUGGUGGAACGUUUUCAGUAUCACAUGAUGAGACGAAGUCGGGAAGAAAAUGAAGAAAACGGAUUCUUCUGAAUCUUGGUUCCCCGUGCGUGCGUACUCCAGUUUCAGUGUGUUCAACGUUGUUAUAUCGAUCUUUGUUCUGGUUUUUUGUUUUUGGUGGCAGUAAUUAAUAACAACCUAGUUUUACCUGAUGGCUUGGAGGAGAAGUUGAUUGGUGAUGGUGAAAGACAGGUUGAUGUGCAUCGUAUCCUCCUCAUUUUCUACAAUGUUGUUGGUCCACAAUGUUCGUGAUUUCUGACUCUGAUUGGUGAUGGACGCGUCGGUAUUACUGUCCCACAUAUUAUGUCUCAACACUUUCUUUCUGCCAUCA